AUGGCAGACAGAGCUCCAGUCGCUCACAGCUGCCCCGUAUGCCGCAAGCACUACCAGAGGUGGAAGUGGCUCGAGAAGCACUUUGUCAAGGACCACCCCCGGAUGGACGCUGGCAUGUUGCCUCCCCAACCUCCCGCAACCACCCCUGCGACCACCCCCAAGCCCCGCAAGCCUCUUCCCAAGAAGGCUCAAAAGCGCAAGGUCGGAUAUGUCCUCCUCGCACGUGGAUCGGUCGGUGGAAACGAUAAUGCCCGCCAGGCUGCCGAUAUCAUCGAGAUUGUCGACCUGCGUACGCCGUCGCCACCCCCGCAGCUCCCCAGCCCACCCAGCUCAAUGCGCUCCCACCCGCGUUGGGCAGUUGACAAUUCCAGGACCCCCGGUCCCUUGAACAAUGUCGCCACUCGGGAUCUCUCCCCAUCACUAGACAGCGACAUUGACAGCGACAUUGACAGUGACCCUCCUUCCCCUCCAAGCAUCCCCAAAGUGACCCAGGCUGCGGCGUUGGAGCACAUCAGCAGACUCCCCGCCGAGGCGGAAGGUUCUGCUCAGUCCGCCCAGUCCGAUGCCGACAACGAGGACGAUGACGAGAUUGAAACCGACAGCCAUAGUCCCCACCCUUUCAAGGAGGCCGCACUGGCCAAGAAAAGGGCCCACUCUCAGACCACUCUCCGCAACAGCCAAGGGUCGCGCGCUUCUACGGCCGCCACACACUUCAUUGACUCGGACACGCCAAUGGUCUCCCACCUGCCCUCGACCGACUCUGAAGAGAUCCCCGCCCGUCGUCUGGAUAAGGGAAAGGGAGUUAAACGCCGCAGCCCCACCCCGGUCAGCGGACAUGGGCAAGCGCGCAAGAAACAGAAGAACGAGCGCCCCGAUCCCAACCGGGCGCCAAACGUCGGCGCCAACGACAACGACAAGUAUGGGACAUGGUCCAUUGGCAGCUGGGCUAGGAUGGGGUCUGCCCCUAGUGCUUUUGGCCAACCGUCCUUUGGGCUUGGUUCACCCUUCCAGGAGGCAGGACCUUCGUCGAGACCCUCCCAGACCUCUUCUCACUUUCCACCAUCGACCCAGGAGCACUCCAAAAUGCCCUCACCCUCCAAAUCGCCAUCGCCUGAAGCCACCCCGGCCCCCGAGCGGAGCGUCAAGGAGUUCAUGACCAAGGCCAGCGCUGCGACCUCCCGCAACGCCAGUCACAUUCCAGCCCUGUCCCCGCAGCCGGGCCCCAGCCAGCUCCCGGGCACUCUGUACAGUGAUGACGACGAGUUCCAAGAGGUCGUGGCGCAAGUGACCGCGGCUGUCGCGGACCCCCAAGACCCACCGGCGCUUACCCCGUUCCAAAACUCGGCCACCACCCUCGCCGACAUGUCGGCGUCACAGGCAUCCACGCUGGCCGGUCCCUCCCAGAACUUCCAGCACGCCAUCCAGCACCCACUUUCGGGCGGCACGGUCGCCAGGUGCGAUGCCAUCCGGUGCAAAGCGUGCCACGGCCUCGCUCACGCUAUACACUGGGUCCACAGCCUGCCCUUCUUCUGGCGCCACUGCGAGCAUCACGAGCUGGAGGAGUCAAAGUAA
Apiotrichum porosum is the source of this 1572-nucleotide messenger RNA. RefSeq lists its product as uncharacterized. Bases 1 to 1572 code for a protein of 523 amino acids. Lineage: Eukaryota; Fungi; Basidiomycota; Tremellomycetes; Trichosporonales; Trichosporonaceae. The transcript has 3 exons. The record is from RefSeq and is a predicted model, not a curated record.